AGCGGUACGGGGUGAGUGUGUGUGAGAGCGCUUUGAGCCGGUUGUGUCACUGUGCUCGAGCUCCCGUGGAAUUAACGGGAGAGCGGCCGCUUUAAGGCGCGCGCGGAGCCGCCGGUGGGGUGUCCUCUGUCUCAGAGUCUCAGAGUCUCAGCGGUCCACCGGGACACCAUGUCGUCUCACGCGGCCGGUUCAGAAACAUGGAACGGGGCUCCAGAGCGUAUACGUGUAGCCACAGCUGUGAGCGAAUCCUCGUCCAUUCAUAGUGAAAAGCUGCGGAAUCUCGCUCGAGACAUCUCAGAGAUCAGCCAUGAGAGAGUCACGAGCCGACACGCUGCAGGAGAACCCGGCGAGGAUCCGGAUAAGCCCCGCCCAUGUCAGCGAGGAGGCGUGUCUUUUGCUGAUGGCGGAAGGAGAGUUGAUUAUGUGCUCGUGUAUCACUCUAAGCGACGCAUUUCCAUCGUUACCAACGGCAACGUGCCACCCAAGAGCGCCACCCCUGUUCACCUGGACACACAAGGUGACAUGGCGGAGGCGGAGCUGGAGGUGGGCGUGGCUCCUGGGCCAGGAGGGGGAGAGGGAGCCCUGAUCAGGGAGGAAUUCGAGCGAGGGCUGGAGGAGCAGGGUCUGGAGAUCGAACGAGAUGGAGAGAUGAAGGCAGUGCGCUUUACACGUCUCCAUGCCCCCUGGUCGGUGCUGAGUCGUGAAGCAGAGCUUCUCAAGAUCAAAGUCCCUACCAAAAGAGUUUACGAGCUGAAGCAGAAGACGGGACUCACCGGAGCUCUGAGUUCUCUCUGGGAGAAACUGAACCAGCCGUUCCAGCCGGGAGUUCCGGAUCCCCAGAGAACCCCACACACACGGGUCCUGUUUCUGCCGUUCAACAGGGAGAAGCUACACCUGUUUGACAUCAAGUCGAGGAACACGCUCUUCGACACCGCGACCCGAGGGAGAAUUGUGUUUGAGAUCCUCAGACGCACGGCGUGUACUCAGUCCUGUCACACUGUGGGAAUCUCGUCAUUACUCGCCAAAGGUGUUUACGAUGCGGCGUUCCCUCUACAUGAUGGAGACUUCACCUCCGACGUCAAGGAGCUCCGCAACGACAGACAGUUGUUACAUGAUGAAUGGGCCAAUUACGGAGUUUUCUUCAAAUAUCAGCCAGUCAACCUCAUCAGGAGAUAUUUUGGGGAGCAGAUUGGUCUGUACUUUGCCUGGCUGGGGGUUUACACACAGCUGCUGAUUCCCGCCUCGGCGAUGGGGAUCAUGGUGUUCCUGUACGGCUGGAUGACCGUCGAUACUAACGUGCCAAGUCAGGAGAUGUGUGAUAAGCGUCUGAACUUCACCAUGUGUCCUCUGUGUGAUGGAGUGUGUGAUUACUGGCAGUUGAGCAGCAUGUGCAGCACCGCGCAGGCCAGCUAUCUGUUCGACAACCACGCCACUGUCGCCUUCGCCAUCUUCAUGUCCCUCUGGGGGGCUGUGUUCCUGGAGCACUGGAAGAGGAGACAGCGAUGUCUGCAGCACAGCUGGGAUCUCAGCGGCGUUGAGGAUGAGGAGGACCGAGCUAAAGACGAGCUCCGGCCAGCGUACGAGGAUUUCCUCCUGAAGAAGCGACAGAAAAACAGCAAAAACAGAAAGAAAGACGAGCUGCAGAGGACGAGGAGUUCUGUUCUUCAUUUGGAUGAGAGGACACAUGAUGUUGGCAAAGAAAAGCUGCUGCUGUCUGCAAAAGGAGGCCAAACACUGUUUGCGUCAGACUCUCUGACAUGGAGAGACCGGCUGCCGGGAUGCUGCAUCAACAUCUCCUCCAUCCUCCUCAUGGUGGGGGUCACACUGUCAGCAGUGUCUGGAGUCAUUCUGUACCGCAUCAUCGUCUUCGCAGUGAUGUCCAUGAACCCUGACCAUGAGGCCAAGGCCAAUGUGCGCGUUACCGUGACGACCACCGCCGUCAUCAUCAACCUGCUGGUGGUCCUGGUGCUGGAUGAGAUCUAUGGAGCUGUGGCAGCCUGGAUCACAGAGCUAGAGAUCCCGAAGACGGAAGCAGCGUUUGAGGAACACCUGAUCCUGAAGACGUUUCUGCUGAAGAGCAUGAACGCUUUUGCGCCUGUCUUCUACGUGGCGUUCUUUAAGGGCAGGUUCGCAGGACGUCCGGGUGACUACGUGUACGUCUUUAAAGAUUUCCGCAUGGAGGAGUGUGCUCCUGCAGGUUGCCUUAUUGAAGUGUGUAUUCAGCUUGGUAUGAUCAUGUUAGGGAAGCAGCUCAUCCAGAACAAUGUGUUUGAGAUCGCCAUCCCAAAGCUGAAGAAGAUGUAUCGGGAAUAUAAAGAGGAGAAAGAAGGCGGGGGGGAGAAGAAGAAGAAGAAGGACAAGGAUCCGAGUCGGACCCGGCAGCGGUGGGACUUGGAUUACCAGCUGGAGCCGUACGAGGGUCUGAGCCCGGAGUAUAUGGAAAUGAUUAUCCAGUACGGGUUUGUGACGCUCUUCGUGGCCUCGUUCCCACUCGCGCCCGUCUUUGCUUUGCUCAAUAACAUCAUCGAGAUUCGACUUGAUGCAGCGAAAUUUGUAACUGAAAUCCGGCGGCCUGAUGCCGUCAGAGCGAAGGAGAUCGGAAUAUGGUACAACAUCCUGAGUGGCAUCAGCAAGUUUGCCGUCAUCACAAAUGCAUUUGUAAUUUCCUUCACGUCAGAGUUCAUUCCGCGGAUGGUGUAUCGGUGUCUCUACAGCGAGACCGGGACCAUGCAUGGCUUCAUAGACCACACUCUGGCUUACUUCAACACCAGCAACUUCAGGCCAGGCACCGCACCCAACAGCACACGCUUUGACAGGGAGCUCCGUAUCUGCAGGUAUAAGGACUAUCGCGACCCCCCCUGGUCCCCAGAGUCAUAUCAGCUCUCUAAGCAGUACUGGUCGGUGCUCGCUGCUCGACUCGCCUUUGUCAUCUUUUUCCAGAACCUGGCAAUGUUCCUCAGUAUGCUGGUGGCAUGGUUGAUUCCAGAUGUUCCCCGCUCUUUAAAGGACUGCCUGAAACGUGAAAAAGCCCUGCUGCUAGAUCUUCUUCUUAGUGAGGAGGUGGAAAAGCAGCGACAGCAAUCACAGCAUCCUGACCACAUCAACAUAACAAUCAACACCUCGGAAGAGGAGACCAUAGAGAUGGAGCCAGACUGCAGUCUCAUUCUGCAAAGCCAGGCAACUGAGAAUGAGUUACAGACUAAGAAGAACCUGUCAAGAGAGGAACCGGAAUCUACCCCCAGUGAGCCAGUUUGCCCUGAUAAAGACUGCCAUUCUAUAAAAACAUCAGAUCCUCACUUAAAUCGGUGUGUGCCUCAUAGUCAGGGGAAACCAGGAGGCACUUUUCAUUACCAAGAGUUUAAUCUAAAAGAACCUCCACCUCGAGAUCCAGGCCCCAGGACAAGGAGCCGCUGCCAAACCCUUCCACCCAGACAGAGAGGCGAUCCACCUGGAGGAAGCCCAAGCAGAACCAGCCACUCCACCAGCUUUGUACAUUUCAACCAGAACUUUCUGCAAGCAACCAGUGAGCUCUUACAAAAUACUCCCUCUUUACCACUACGACUUCAAUCUAAAAACCAUUCCAGCAAACCAUCUUCCAACAGAGAGCUUUCUGGAAGCCAGUUAUCAGUGCUGUCCUGCCAGCCCGUUAGAACAGAGCUCCAGUCAGAAGCACUGCCAUGCUCUCCACCCGAACAGGAACUAGACGGCGGCAAAAUAGCUUUGGCACAGUCACCCCCCAAGCCAAAGCUUUCACUCAGUCAGUCAGCAGUGUUGCCACGCCCUCCAUCCAGACCAGAACUUUCACUUAGUCGAUCAGCCAUACUGCCAAGACCCCCAUCUAAACCUGAGCUGAUAGGGAGUGUUGCAAAAGGACUUCCACUCCAGGACCCGGCUACCAGAACCAAGUCCCGGUGUCAGACGCUUCCUCCCAGGCAUAGAGGACCGGAUCCAAUGGAGACAUCAUUGAGAACCACCCACUCCUCCACCUUCUCAAAUAUCAACAAAAAGUCAUUCACAUUAGCCAGUGAUGUGACACACAACACCUUUGUGUAAGAAAGAGUGGAUUGGACAAGUUCUGGUCCGUCCCACUCCAGCAUCUCUCAACCAAUCAUCUCUUUCAGUGCCAGACAACCUAGUUGGUUACACAAUCAUCAGGGACGCGUCCUGAGGAUGGGAUCGUCUGUAGAUCGUCAUUAAGUUACUAUCACAAUCUCGUUGUUGGUUUCUAAGCUUCUUGUUCUGUUUAUUUAUUUGUUGUUUAAGGACUGCACUGUGAGGGGACAUUCGCUGUGGUUUACUGAAAUCAUCAGGUUUUAAAAUUUGUCACAAUACAUAAAAAGGAGUGAGAAAGAAGGAUUCACUUGGUUUGUUUUUUGCCUUGAUUAUUCUGGAUUGAAGAUUAGACAAGACACUUUAUACAAGUUCAAGUCAGAGGUAAGUUUCAAGUCUGUUAACUGCAAGUAUAAAGUUUUUGUGCAGCAAAUUUGAGUUUGAGCCAGAACUGCACAGAACUGCAACUCUGGGUCAAACCCCAAGUCUCCGAUCUGUACACCUGGGCCGAAUCUCAAGUCUGUGGACUACAAGUUAGAGUCAGUGUUUGAGUGUCUGAGCUGCAAGUCUAAGUCAAGUCUUGGCUCUCUAAUAAAUCUGUCUAAAUCAAGUCUUUAAUCUCUGAGGUCCAAGUUUCAGUCAAGUCUCAAGUCUUUGAGCUCCGAGUUCAGGUGAAACCUCGAGUCUCCAAGGAACAAGUCCAACUCAAAGUCUCUAAGUUUCUUAUAUGCAAGUCCAAGCCAAGGCUCAUGUCUCUCAACCACAAGUCCAAAUUACGUCAAUAAACUGCAAAUCCUACGGCCAGGUUUCAGUUGUGUGAUUUGCAAGUACAAGUCAGUUCUCAAAUCUCUACGGUGCAAGUCUGAGACAAAUCUCAAGGUUUUAAGCAGCAGAUUUGAGCCAGGUCUCACUACUGUGUGUAAGCUGCAGGCCUAAGCCUCAUUUCAAGACUUUAAGCUGCAAGUCCGACUCAAGUCUCAAGUCUUUAAGCUGUAUAUUUAUGCCAAAUCUCGAACCUUGAAGCUGAAGUCUCUUCAAUUUUUUUUUAUUUGGACAGUCCAGUUUAUGGCUGUAAAUAACUUCAUCCACAUCAUUAAACAUGUGAUAAAACAUAAGAUAUACUGAAAGCUUAUAACUGUAAUAACUGUUAUUGUCUCAUGCUGGCUUGUUUGUUAAGUGUCUCUGUUGGACUGUACAAAGGAUGUACCAAGGGCUUGAACAUGGAACCAUUUCGAUCAGAGCCCAUCAAAGUGAACAUGCUGUUACCUUUAACCAUGAGUGUACAGUGGGGAUUUGGGUCACUGGAUGUUUAGCCCAAUUAUGUCAUAAUCACCAGUAGGGAAAAAAACCCUUCUAUAUAUGGGAUGUAAUUCAUAAUGUAUAACCUGACAAUAAGAUUUUUAAAUGCAGUGGAACUGUAAAGGUAAUCACAUGCAUACUUUUAAAAUAAAGUGAGGAAAAUUCUGGAGUUUCUAAGAGAGUUAAGGAGAUUUAUCUAAAGAAUAUUUGUGUAUGUUGCAUUCUAACUAAAUGUCUUGACUGUAAUGUGUGUGAGAUCUGCCUACGGUGGCUCCUGUGGCU
Messenger RNA from Clarias gariepinus (North African catfish), 5631 nucleotides. It is a transcript of the gene ano2a, whose product is annotated as anoctamin-1. Gene Ontology annotation, biological process: chloride transmembrane transport. Lineage: Eukaryota; Metazoa; Chordata; Actinopteri; Siluriformes; Clariidae. The transcript has 27 exons. The coding region runs from base 169 to 4053 and encodes 1294 amino acids. The record is from RefSeq and is a predicted model, not a curated record. Gene Ontology annotation, molecular function: chloride channel activity; protein dimerization activity. Gene Ontology annotation, cellular component: plasma membrane.